Pangasianodon hypophthalmus (striped catfish) is the source of this 4585-nucleotide messenger RNA. It is a transcript of the gene stk11ip, whose product is annotated as serine/threonine kinase 11 interacting protein. Gene Ontology annotation, cellular component: cytoplasm. Gene Ontology annotation, biological process: intracellular protein localization. The record is from RefSeq and is a predicted model, not a curated record. Bases 234 to 3737 code for a protein of 1167 amino acids. The transcript has 26 exons. NCBI's taxonomy places the organism in Eukaryota, Metazoa, Chordata, Actinopteri, Siluriformes, Pangasiidae. Gene Ontology annotation, molecular function: protein binding.
GGAAGCAGUAAGUGUCAAACAACGUAUCAACAAUGUGAAACUGGAGCGGAAAGUAGCGUAACUAGAGCAAUGUUUCUCACAUUGUAACGUUUCUCAAUAUUGAUUUCGUUGUGUCCACAGAUUGUGUCUUGGUUGACAAAGAAGGUAACCAGCGUUGUCUUUUAAGAAAAGGAACAUAGACGAGCAAAGUUUGAUUUGUUUGUGGAGGCAGUAAGCUAGUUAAGUCCUUGAGGAUGUCUGCUACCCAGGACAGUCAGUCCACGCUUGUGCACAGCCUUGCCACACUGUUGCGGAAUAAUGGUGAAUUUGUGUUGGAUGGCUCAAGCACUUUGACUCUGCAGGUGACUUGCUUGCAGCAUCUGACACAUCUCUUUGAACAGUACCUGAUCUCACGCACACACCAGCACGGCUUCCUGGCAUUGCCCUCACACCCAGCUGAUACCACCUCACUACUCCAGGUGCAGUUUCUCUUCGACAUGCUACAGAAGACCAUCUCGCUCAAGCUUGUACAUCCACCUGGGGCAAGACUGCAGUCCAUUGUGAAAAUUUUCCCCUUUAAGUCUCUCAAGCACUUAGAGCUGAAAAGAAUUCCCCCUCACUGUCUGGAAGGGCUACGUGGUGUCUACUCUCAGUUGGAGGUCUUCAUCUGCUCUAAAAGCCUCAACACUUUGGAGGAGCUACUGUUACUCUGUGGAGGAGAUCUCAGCACUGCUCUGCCUUGGAUAGAACUUCACACUCUGAACUUCAGCUAUAACUUUAUUUCCUGUCUUGAUGAAUCCCUGAGUUUGUUGAAUGUCCUGAAGUCACUGGAUUUAAGCCAUAACAAGAUCCGGGAAUGUGCCGAAUUCCUGAAGCCACUCUAUGAGCUCGAACAUCUCAAUCUUGCCUACAACAACCUGCGGAGGGCACCAGAGUUCGGCCUGAACACUAGAGCAAGACUGGUCACUUUGGUUCUCAGACACAAUGAACUGGAAAGCAUUAAUGGAGUGGAGCAUUUAUCUUCUCUUCAGUGUCUUGACCUGGCGUACAACCUGCUAAUGGAGCACACUCAACUAGCUCCACUCUCCCUUCUGCAUAAUCUCAACAUGUUAACUCUAGAAGGCAACCCUCUGUAUUUCCAAAAAACACACAGAAACUCAACCGUGCGUCACCUUUCUCCACAAGCUGCUUUCCGAGGACUUCAACUGGAUGGUUCUACAUUGUCUGCCACUGAGCUUGCAGUCUUGCCAAAACCCAGGCAGCAGUCCCAAACACACCAAGUUGCCAUGGCACCUGAGCAAACUGCACAGGACAUGUCGAGUGGAGGAGGAGAGUUGAGUGACAGCUUGUCUAUCAUUGAAUCAGGAGGAACUCGAGUUUACAGGAGGAAAUCCAAGCAUAAGGUGAAGGUGAGGACAGCUAGCAUCUCAGAACCCAGUGAUACAGAGCCUAGUUCAUCUUCUUUGCAAGACAUCAUCCUGCGCCACCAGAAGGACAUUGAGAAGUUGGACAGCUUCCGGGAGCAGAUGGGUGAGGACUGGCUACGCUACCAGCAUCAUCUUCAUGGCACUUCAGCCCAUGUGUCUGUCCCCAGGGUGGACACACUCGUAACACAGCUGACUGCUGAAAACCACUGCAACCCUUCACCUCCACAACCCAAAGUCAAUUGCACCAUGCCCAGAUUAGACUCUCACCUUGUCCCACUGCUAUCCUCUGAGUCAAAAAGAGAAGAGGAAGAGAUCUUGGGCUUUCAGCCUGAGACUGAAUCUACCCUGAAGUGGACAGGCCACAGCUUUGUAGACGCUGAGUCUACCCUAGAGACAAGUCUAGGAGACCCACAGCCUCCAGAGAAGGCCUACACUGAUCCACCAUUUGGAGAAGAAGAAGAGGACCUUGGAGUGGACCUGUGUAGGCCUAUGCUGGUCAGGGUGCUCUCUGAGAUUGAGGAUUUUAGCAGAAGAAAGGAGUCAGAGCCGCUAUUCCUGAGAGUACACCAGGCUUAUAUUUUGGAGGUGGACAUGCACCAGGGCUGUGUCAGGAGCCGAUUUGAGCUGGACAGCUUGCGGCAGGUCACCACCUCUCAAGCCACCUGGACAGAGAAGGGCAAGGAGAGCUCUCACCCAUCUCUAGAAUUGCGCUUUAGCUACAUUAGUCACGAAAGACAGAAACGACGCUACCUCAUGCUGGAUGAUGAUCCUCAGGAAGCCUUACAGGUUCUGCUGGAGUUGCUUUCUAGGGUAGCAGCGGAGAAUGAGCGGCAGGCAGAAAAGGUAAAAACAGAAAAUGCUCGGCUACAGUGUCUGAAGUGCCAAGCUGAAUUUUCCCAGCCUCCGUCUAAAAAUCUGAUGAGUGCCCUGUCUGAACCAGAUGUCUAUCACGGGUUACAAGACAAGACAGAGAAAGAGCACACUGCUGGUGAUACUGUGUUUUGCCCAGAAUGCAACAGUGAUCAUGUGAUCCAGCUAGCUGGCCAAACAGCUCCUUCCACCAGUACGCCAGUCCCCUGUGACUUUGGUCAGAAUGGUGACCGAUGCUUCAGAUUUGAUUAUGUUGACACUCAGAAGCCCUUGAUCCAGGGUGAAUCUCUUCACAGCCCCAUCCAUGAAAGAAAGUCCUCUGAAUCCUCUACACUGCCUGAGGGUACCACAGACACCUUCCUCACUGCUCAAUGCGGCCUAUUAAACAGUGUAUCCAGUCAGAUUGAGGACUGCCCCGACCAUCUAAUUAGCUUCCAGUCAUCUGACAGCCAAGUGCUCAGCGAUAAGGGAGUGUCAGAGGAUGGGCUUGCUCAAAGCUGUAGUGGCUCUCAGUGGCUUCUGAACCACCAAUCGCCUCAACACACACAAGGAUAUGAUCUGCUGUCCGAAGAUUUUGAAACUGUCGACCACCGGUUGAAGCUCUUCCUGGAUGUGGAAGUUUUUGAGGGAGAAGAAGAAAUUCAUUGCUUCCUGAAAAUGUCUGCUGUGAAAUAUGGAGAUCCAGUAGAAUUCUCAUCUCUUAUGGUUGUGUCCAAUCAGCGCAUCUACAUCCUAGAAAUGACCUCUCAGUCAGAAGGGCAUCCAUCAGAAUGGCUGCAGAAGCGGGACAGCCAUCGGCUGUGUGAGCUCAGCUACCUGGAGGUGGGUCUCGGUUCACAAAGCAUCCACAUGGAGUUUGAUGUGAGAGCUGCUGCGUACACACUUUUGGUUCGCGACAGUGCUCGGUGCAAAAACUUCUUCAACCGACUGACAGCAAUAGCAAGGGAACUUGCCCCAAAGUCUGACAGCAAGCUUAAGACCAUCUCAACCACACGACUGAAUCCCAAACACCAUCUGUGGCCCCUGGUUUGUGAGGGCAGUAAGACAGGCAAUGAAGAAGACAGCCAUCCUCCAUUCUUUUACCUGCUGGCCUUCCUCCAUCUAGGUAACUCUUUGACCUCAGUGACUGUUCUGGCCACUCAAGAAACACUUUUCCUCCUUGAUGAAGAUCACCAAUGGAGUAAGAGCUGCUCCAGACUUGCGGCCAAUGAGGAGGCACAAACCACCAGCGGGCAGGUCACCGUUCGCGAAAUGCAGCCUAUCAGCUGUGUCAGCUCUAUCCUUCUAUUCUCAUCUGAUCCAUGCCAGGUGGACAUUCAACUUUAUGAUGAGCUGGCUAAAGAGGAGAAGACAUGGCCUUUAAGGGCUGAGGCUGUGAAGGAGGUCCAAGGUUUAGUGCACUGGAUCAAGGACCAGUGGGAGGCCAUGUUUGGGGUCAAACUCAUCACUGCUAUUCAGUAGUGACUUUGUUCCUCUUCUGCUAUAUUUUCUCUCAUUGCACUGUUCUCAGUCUUUUUAUGAGCACAUCAGUUUGUUUGCACUGUCCACUUGGGUUUUCCACAGAUUUUAUCUAUGUGUAUUAUCUAUUUAUUUUCGGUGUAUUAUUAAUGACAAUGUUGCUUAUUGUUCUAGGACAUCAUGCACUAGGUCGUGUGGAAUAACAUCAUGAUUUAGAUGAUGCAGAAUAUUCUCUUUCUUGCUGCAAAGAUUUCAUUAAUUCAGUAGCCAUGCAUGUACAUAGCUAAUCAAAGUACGUUUGUUGUCACACAUGGAAAUAUGCAUUGCAACAUAAGGCACUUUAAUCAGAGGGUAAUGUAGUCUGUUAUGAAUAAAGGUUGUAUUGGAAUCCACUAUUCUUAACAGUUAGGAUUAGGAUGUAUAUGUUUUCAGUGGUUAAUUGAGAUCCAUUUAUAAGUAUAAAGGCACCUGACUGUAAAAUUAGUUUCAGUUUCUGCUAAGUGUAUAGUGCAUCAUGUAAAAGAAAAUUAGAAGGUAUAUGACUGCAUUACAUCACAUCACUGAUCCAUAUUUCUCUUUUUUUUUUUUUUGGGUGCGUUAUCCCACGUAUAACUGCUUUCAUUCAGCACCUUGGAUUGUAUAUUUUUUCUGGACAUGUUGUCAGAACUUUCUUUUAUGAAUGCAAAAUACUGUGUGUAGAAAAACACUGUUCAUGUCACAUAAUUGUGUGAAGUGUUCAUUUGUAAGCCUAUUUAUUCAUGUACAGGCCCUUUUUCUAUAGAUUUAUUUCAGUGGAAAAGAAUGGCUUUUUAUUUUUGCUACCUAAAUAAACAGUGCCUGUCUUGAUAUAA